ACGUUCACCUCGGACAAGAACAAACAGCUACAGACGCAACUCGCUCGGUAUAGACAGCGCCGACCCACGGCCUCUUCUGUCAUCACGCCCCUCAGGCGCCACAUUAGCUUCUGCAACGGUGCUGCCCCCCGGUAAGCGCCGCCUCCACUUCAAGCCAGGGCGCGCGCAGUGGAAUGUCAAUGGCCGCCUACAAGACGACCCAAUACCACCAUGAUUCUGACCCGGACGACGACUAUCUCCACCAGACAUACCACUCGCCAAGCCUAGUACGAUCUCAGCUCAACGCCGACCAUUCUGACGACGACGACAUGACGACCAGUGCUGAGCACACGCCCACCACCUUCAGCCACUCGCUAUCGCAUUCGCUCAACCCAAGCCCGACCGGUCUGAUUACUCAAUGGACUGCUGAGCAGGUGGCCGACUGGGUCGCUGCUCUAGGCUUGACUCAGUACGCCGACGCCUUUGUCGACGAGGCCAUUACCGGUCUGGCUCUGGUCGAGAUGCAGCACCACGACUUCAAGGAGAUGGGCAUCAUGAGUGUGGGCCACCGCUUGUCUCUUCUCAGAGGCGUCUACGACAUCAAGAUCAAGCAGAACAUCCCCCUUGACCCGGACCACUACGUACCUUUGUCUGCUGGAGACAACGCUCUGGACAUGACGGCCACUCAGGACGACAUCGCCCGCAUCAUUGAGUCUAUCCGUAUCCGCGACUCACGCAUCCUGUCAGCAGAGAUUGAGCUCAGAACUCUACGCGACCAAUUCGACCGCAUAUCAGAAGAGAACAGGAAGCUGCGAGAGGAUACUCUGCCUGUUAUCAGGAUGGUCAAGGACCGUUCGCAGCUUCCUCCCACUCCAGCAGAAGGACUCGGGACCCCUCCAGCAGACCUCAAGCACGAGAAGAUUGGCAGUGGCUUGUCGCGCAAGUUUUCGACCAAGAAACUCUUCCUUGGAGGCGCUCCCAAGAACACAUCGCCCACCAUACGCGAAUCGUCUACCUUGGACCCGUCCGCUGCUGCAAUGGCAGCUACAUCCCACUUGAACCCCUCGCAUCCUCAGAACUCGCCAAACCAGCUUUCCCAGCCAUCACCUACAUCUCCUGCAUACACUUCUUCGGCGCAAGCAAUGUCCGCUGGCAAUCGUUCCUUCCCACGCGAUGUACCUCCCUCGGCUCGGCCUUCGUAUAUCGAGGACCCGCGUCAAUCCCACGUCUCGCAAGCACCUUCGACAGCGGCUCCUCCGACUCGUCGCACCGCAGCAACACCGGCACCCCAACAAGAAGACCCGCCGAACAGCGCUCCACUUCCACGAUCUUCUCGUGAAAAGGACAAUCCACAAGUCGAGAUCUUCAAGUCUUUCCGCGUGAGCAUCGAAGACCCUUGUCACAAGGUCCUACCCGUGGCUUUGCAACGCUACAACAUCAACGAUGACUGGCGCCAAUACUCCCUCUACAUUGUCUAUGGCGAUCAAGAACGCUGUUUGGGUCUGGAAGAAAAGCCACUCAUGCUCUUCAAACAGCUUGAACGAGAAGGUGGUAAACCCAUGUUCAUGCUUCGCAAACACGCUGCUCCUGUUGGUGAAGGCUGGUCUGCCAAUCGUACUGUUCCCGCUCCUGAGAUGCAGAAUCUAGGUCCUAGCAGAGAAAGUGUGAGGAGAGAGAAUGCAGACAACGGCCGUGCGUUACCUGGAGGUGUGCUCUAGGCGAGUACGCCUCUUGCUAGGCUAAUGCAGGAUCUAGUCGGCU
Aureobasidium subglaciale EXF-2481 is the source of this 1740-nucleotide messenger RNA. RefSeq lists its product as uncharacterized. Bases 174 to 1697 code for a protein of 507 amino acids. The record is from RefSeq and is a predicted model, not a curated record. Gene Ontology annotation, molecular function: protein binding. NCBI's taxonomy places the organism in Eukaryota, Fungi, Ascomycota, Dothideomycetes, Dothideales, Saccotheciaceae. The transcript has 2 exons. Gene Ontology annotation, biological process: signal transduction.